This is a messenger RNA of Microplitis mediator, 1776 nucleotides long. Its product is annotated as nucleoporin NDC1-like. NCBI's taxonomy places the organism in Eukaryota, Metazoa, Arthropoda, Insecta, Hymenoptera, Braconidae. Gene Ontology annotation, biological process: nuclear pore organization. The record is from RefSeq and is a predicted model, not a curated record. Gene Ontology annotation, molecular function: protein-macromolecule adaptor activity. Gene Ontology annotation, cellular component: nuclear pore transmembrane ring.
UUGGCAAUAACUGCAAGUAUUAUUGUCCAAUUAAUAUUUAUGAGCAGUGUUAUUUUAAUUAAAAAUAUAGACAUGACAUCUCCAUUGUCAUGGUUUCAAGACACAUGGAAAAUAAUAACAUGUUUAAAGAUGUGGUUAUACAUGGUUAUUUUUUCAACAAUUAUUAUUCUUCAAGGAAUUAUCUUGAGUAAAAAUUAUUUAAAUUACUCAUAUUCACCAUACGCUCAAAGCAGAUUUAUAAUCUUCUGCCGUUUAUUUACGCCACAUAAUUUAAUUAUUAUUUUUAUGUAUCUUAUCAGUGGAAUUGUACUCGUAUGGUUACAUUUGGCAUUAGAAGAUGGAAAGUACAGUUCAUUAUUUUUGCUCCUCGGUAGUCUACGGACAGGAAUUUAUUAUUUUACAAAAACAAUAAAUAUAUUUGUUUUUUAUAGAUUACAAUUUCCUCUUAUACCACUAUCGAAAUUUACUCAAGUACGCAGAGGUAUCAGUAAUCUAGUGCCAAUUACAGUAAUCAAUGCUAUUUGGCCAACAUUGUAUUUCAUAGGACUGUAUUAUUUUAUCGGUUCAUAUUUAAAAAAGUUUAUUGCGUCUUUGUUAUUUAUUCAUACAGAAGAACAACAGCCAUUGGACUCAAUAUGGAGAUUACUUAAUUUAUCAUUGAUAUUGCAUUCAUGGUUAUAUACAUCAUUAUUUGGAUUAACAAUAAACAGUAUGCAUUUACUAUUUAAAGCUUAUUUAACAGAAUGGAUGCAGUUUGAAAUUGGACAGCAGCUAAAUCUUUACAACAAUGUUAAUCAACAGCUUAAAGUAACAAUAACUCUUCCUGAUGCAUUGACAAUGAGCAAAGUCCCCAUUAUUCAGCAUUUAGGAUUUUUGGAUCUGGUAACACUGGCACAGAAAGAGAAACAACGUAGAGCAAUACUAUUUAGCUUGAGCCAACCUGGAGGACAUCCCUACAACUGGAAUUGCAUUGUCGAAAAGUGUUUAUCAUUUAUAAAUAACUUUGCUGUUGAAAUAAAUAGCACUGUACAUCCUGCUGGUCAACAAAAUGACAAAGUAUCAGCAUCUCCCUCUGCUGCUUCACCUACAUCACUUACAUCGCCUACAUCACCAGUCACGUAUUUUGAAAAACUAGGAACACAACCCUAUCAUAUGCGUGAUUUGAUAAAUAAAAAUUUAUCUCCAACACCAGCAGCAGUAGGAAAAGACAUUACGCCAACUGAAAAUUGCAAUAAUUAUAUUGGACAAUUUAUUGGAGAAUUUAUAAAAACUACACGGCAAAAUUUAAUAUCUUACUUACUGUCAAAGCCUAUUAUUUUUUAUUUUUUUGGUAAACUAAAUAACAGCAACAUUCAAUACUUGAUGUUUAAUGGUCAGCCAAUUAUUUGGGCUGUUGAUGGAAUUUCUUCACUUGCUGUGGCAUCUCUCCACGAGGAUCCAUAUGGUAUUGUGCAAAAAAAUUUACCAGCUAUAAUUGAAACGCUACUCGUUCUCAAACAAUCGUUAGAUAAACUUCAUAAAAUGAAUAUGAUAAUAACAACAAAAAAACAGCCACAUUAUGAUGACAAAGACGUUAGACAAAUGCUCACAUCUCUGAGAAGUGCCAACAGACGGAGUAUUUAUAGAAUUGUAACAAAAUUCAAGGAUUACAUUGAUAAUUUAACUCUGGAUCAAUCAGUCAGGGACCAGUUGAAUGGAUUUUUUGUUUGUAAAGAAUAAGUUCCAAGUUGUUACUCUUGUUAUUAUUAUUAUCAUCAUCAUUCAAAUUUGAAAUAA